AAAGUUGGUGACGAGAAAGCAAAACGCACUCACUCGAAAAGCGUUCCGGUUUUUGUGGUGAAAAUUUCGGUGCAAAAGCGCCCCAAACCGGGCAAAAAUAGUGGAAAAAGUGAAAACAGUGCCCAUUGCGUAGAUUGCGACAGCAGAUCCGGCGGAAACUGACAGGUCGCCUGGAGGACGCUGCCAACACUGCACGGAUUGCCGGUCCUGAACAGCCCAUCAUUCUACACGACAAUCAUCGUCAUCAUUUACGUUUGGAAACGGGUUCACUGAUGUUUUGUAUGUGCGGUCCCCCCAUCGUUACACUCCGUCGGCAAAGACAGUGCUAGUAGUAGUAGAAUAAUCGUUUAUGUUGGUGUUUGUUUUUAUGUGCAUCUGAUCGCUCUGGUAUACGGGCGCAGAACAAAAGUACAUACUAGACGGCGAGGAACGAGAGCAGAGUCAGACACAGAAAAGAUGGCCGAUCUGGACGCAGUGAAUCUCGGUCUGGACGAAACGGAACGCGAUAUUGCGGAAGCGCUGGAGAAUAGUUACGAUACGAGAAGCGAAGCAUCUCAUGCAAGCUCGGACAGUACCACGACGAAUCCCAGUAUCAGCGAGGUAAGCUCCGAUUCCUCGGAUGAGGAUGACGACGACGAGAAUACCGAACGGAGAAAUUCUGCUGGCAAAAAGCAGCAGCAAAAGAAGAAAACCAAGAAGAAGGAAGAGAAAGAGCCCAAGAAAGAUGGGGAAAAAGAUGGCGGAAGUAGCGGUGGGACUGCUGCAGCGAAUAACAGUACCAAGAAGGAGCGGAAAUCUCGUAGUCGGAGUCCACAGGCGACGGCUACGACGGCUGCCACGGAAAGCAAAAGAAAUCGCUCGAAAAAUAGCUCCGUGAAAAACUCCGUCAAAUCGUAUGACUAUGUAACUAAAAUAAACUAUCUCUUCCGGGAGACUCGGUUUUUCUUGAUCAAGUCGAAUAACACGGAGAAUGUGACCAUUUCAAAGACGAAAGGCGUGUGGUCCACCCUACCCCCGAAUGAAGCCAACCUGAAUCAGGCCUUCCGGGAAAGCCGAAAUGUCAUCCUGGUGUUUUCUGUAAAGGAAAGUGGCAAAUUCGCCGGUUUUGCACGUAUGGCUGCCGAGGCUCGUCGGGAUCUUCCGGCAGUAGAAUGGGUUCUUCCUCCAGGUAUGUCGGCUAAGGCGCUCGGAGGAGUCAUCAAAAUUGAUUGGGUAUGCAAAAAGGAGCUUCCCUUCACUAGCACUACCCACUUGUACAAUCCUUGGAAUGAAAAUAAACCGGUCAAAAUUGGACGCGAUGGACAGGAAAUUGAACCGAAAGUGGCAGAAGAGUUGUGCAGACUUUUCCCGGAAGAUACGGCCGUUGAAAUGACGCCCAUUCUAAAGAAAUCAAAAGAAGCUUCAAAGUUAAUGAAAGAGAAGGCAGCGUCGAAGUCGUUCCGGCGUCCGCCGAACUUUUCUCGUCCAACCAGUACAAUGAUGCGAGGUGGUCGCGGUGGUGGUGGCGGAGGUCCAAUCCGUGGUGGCCGUAGGAAGAUGUUCCCUGGAAAAGGACGUCCUGGAAUGUUCCCUCCAUACCGCAAGGAUAUGCGUCGUGGACACGGUCCUCGCAUGCCACCGGGUGCGGCUGCAGCUGCUGCGGCUGCCAGUGCUGCUGGUUUUCAUGGUUGGGAACGGUAUAGCAGUACUGCUGCUGCCGAAGCUUACGUUGCUGAUUAUAUGCGCAAUAUGCAGCACCAAUUGCCUCCGAUGCCGUAUGCUCCACCGCCCGGUUUUCCUGGAAUCCCAAUGCCGUAUGAAGGCUUACCACCGCCACCACGUUAUUAUGAAGGAUUACCUAUUCCAGAAUAUCCUCUGCCACCUGGUGCUAUCCCUGGAAGUGUAACCGGAGCUGCCGGUGUGCCGCCUCCACGUCCAUACGACAAAUACGAUGAGUUCAUGUGGAAGCCACCUCCGGGAGGAGCACCUGGAACCACACCAAUUCCCACAUCCACUGCUGGGGGAACCACUCUACCUUCGAUGAAAGGUCCACCACCACCACUACCGAAUUAUCACGUUCCGCCACCGGCCAUGCCCCCGGCAGCCAGCGGUCCAUCGCAUGGACGUAAAAAUGAUCGAGGUGGAGAGGAUAACCGCGGCCAGCGAGAUCGGGACCGUAAUCAUCGGAAUGAUCGCAGCCACCGUGGCGGUAGAGGCUACAACAAUCGGGAUCGACGAUGAUUUGAAGUCUCACCUGUCUCGAAGCGGUUGUCACCCGAUAAAUAUCGCUAAGCUGCGUCCUUUACCUGCAUAUAAGUUACUGCUCCGUGAUAAUUCAUCGAUGAACCUACCACAAACGAUUCAAGUUUGUUUUCUGCAGCCGAAGAAACAAUAGAUCCAGCUUUUCUUAACAACAUCAUCAUCACUUACAUCGAGUACCAUUCAUCUUAGCCGGGGAGUUUGCAGAGACACUUGGCAUUUUUUCAACCAGCCUAGUGGAAGCGUCACGCCACGUGGAGAUUACCGGUGGAAAUGUGUAGUGAUCUCGUCGUUCUCCGAUGGUGUUUCGCUCAUGAGUGGAACGGAAGAAAACAGUGGUUUUUGUGUUGGCAUUUUGCUUACUAUCCCAUUUGAAAAUAACAGUGAAGAAACCCAGGACAUCGUGUCAUUCUCUUCUGGAAUGUGCAGCUCGACGGUUCCUCUUAACGAACUUAGGCUUUGAUUAGUGCGCGGUCUGUUUCUCGAUGAAAACAAGUGAUUAAUCCCUGCGUUAUGGAUUUUGUUAGAUAAAGAAAAGAAGAAUGAUGGUUCAAACAAAAAGUUUGGGAAGAACUUUCCUAACAGAUUCAUGAUGCGCCAAUCUGUUCCAUCUAGAAGCUACGAAAAGUAUUCUCACGUCAAUAAGAAGAAAGUAAAGAAAGCAACUUUGUGAUUGUCUGUCGACGGUAUGGCGGAAGUAGCAUGGACAUAGUGCUAAAUGUGGAUCUCGAUCAUCUCCGUGGUAGAAAGAAAAUAGUGUAUUUACAGACAAUCUGAAGAUACGGAAGAAAAUACAUAAAAUACUUGUGUAAUUGUGUUUAGAAAAAAAAAAGUUUAAAAUUGCAACAAAACUACAAUUAUCAGUACUGCUAGUAUGCUACUAAGAUAUUUACCUAUCCUAUAUAACGCAACCCAUACAUAACCAGUAUGUAUCGACAGGCAAAGCAAACAAAAAAAAAUGAAAUUUAAAUUAUGAACUUUUACUAGUAAUCCAAUAAAGGUUAAGAAACUACCCAAACGAGUGAGAUGAACUUUUUCCCAAACGUACCAGUGUGAAUACCAAAGAAACGACGGUGCUUCGAACAGUAGCCAUGAACUGUUCGCCAACAUAUAAAAAAGAGAAUUUGUGGUGUGAAACGUGGAGAAUUUCGCGAGCUCUGUUAUAACAACGAGCGCGAAAUUAAAUGGACUGGGCAAUACCGAAACCUGUGUGAUACCAACAUAAAAUUGGACUUACCGAUAUUAUAACUUCCCCCAAACCCUCUCAGGUGUAAUGUCGUGUCGUGACACCUGAGGGACGGCAUCAUCAUCAUAAGAGGAAACCUUUCGAAUGAUAGAAGAGAAAUUGUGAUAAAGCCCCAACAUGGCGGCUUGAGUGUGGUGAUAUCUUAUGGACUUAGCUGUACAAAAUUCAACUGUUCAAAUGGGACUGAUUUUUAUAAAAUCGCAGCAAAAUGUGUUUCUUCCACUGAAGUACUAAUUGAGGUGACAUCGAUGCCGGACAACCCUAAAAGACUGCAUAUAUUUUUUGCUCUUGCAAUUAGCCUAUAAAUGCAAAUGCUUCUCACAGUGAGCGGGCAGGAGCAAAGACGUUUAUUUGGAUUCCGUGAAUCCGUUUCAGCUUUCUUCCAUCUCAUACAAACGCGGGUGCUUUUUACGAGCAUCGCAACUGGAUUGAAACUGUACAAUGCAAGAACAAAGGAACACAACAGUGUGUUGGAUAAACGCGUCUUGCACUCAACGGAAAGCGGAGAGACGUGACGCAUAAAGUGAGAAGUAGUAGAAAGUGACCGGUCCGAGCUAUCCCAGCUCCGAUAGCUAGUUACUACUCGAAAGCAGCGGUUCCGGUUCGUUUCAAACGAUAAUGCAAAACUCCAAUCUAAAGAAAGCUAUUUAUUAUAUUAUUUAAAGAUGCAAUAGUGGUUCCUUAAAGGUAUUUUUACAAUACAGAUUUUUCUUGUUUGUA
This is a messenger RNA of Aedes albopictus (Asian tiger mosquito), 4204 nucleotides long. RefSeq names its product YTH domain-containing protein 1 (gene Ythdc1). Gene Ontology annotation, biological process: mRNA splicing, via spliceosome; regulation of alternative mRNA splicing, via spliceosome. NCBI's taxonomy places the organism in Eukaryota, Metazoa, Arthropoda, Insecta, Diptera, Culicidae. Bases 457 to 2220 code for a protein of 587 amino acids. The transcript has 3 exons. Gene Ontology annotation, cellular component: nucleoplasm. The record is from RefSeq and is a predicted model, not a curated record. Gene Ontology annotation, molecular function: N6-methyladenosine-containing RNA reader activity; mRNA binding.